AUGAAAGGUCUGACACUUACUUGCCUCUUCGCUUGUGCCAUAGCUGAGGUUGAAAUUAAUGAAGACCAAGACGUAACAAUCUCCCAAAAAUUGAUGGCAGCGCUGAUGCGUAAAAGAGGUCCAGAUAUUGUCAGACCAAAGCGGCACGUUGGAGAGUCGGUCGAUGUCCGCUUUAAAAUGGAGCUUUAUCAAGUCAUCGAGCUAGUCAGUUUAGAUAUGACUUUUAAUGGCUUGCAACAUCACUUACCACAGGGGCUCAGGUUGAAAAGAGUAUACCCAUUUCUUAGAACCUUGGCCCCGUCUGGUAUGCAGAAAACUUACAGCAUUUCUUACUGAUU
Strongylus vulgaris is the source of this 338-nucleotide messenger RNA. The record is from the annotation of a GenBank genome assembly. NCBI's taxonomy places the organism in Eukaryota, Metazoa, Nematoda, Chromadorea, Rhabditida, Strongylidae.